AUGGUGCACUCGAUCCUGCUCUCUGUGGGGGCCCUGGACGCCAGUCCUGCUGAGGUGAGGCCGGCCCGUUCUGAGGGCAAGGGGAACGGCCACGGCUUUGUGGGUGCAGGAGGCUCUGAGAAACAGGACUGUCCUGUUGGAGCCAUGACAGACAUGGGCCACUCAGGGCAGGGGUGCGGUCUGUACUCUGUCCCCCAGGUCAUCAUCCACCGGCUCCUGAGCAUGUUCCACCCUCGGCCCUUCGUGAAGACCCGCUUUGCCCCUCAGGGGGCCGUGGCCUGCCUGACGGCCAUCAGCAGCUUCUACUACACUGUGAUGUUCCGGAUCCACGCCGAGUUCCAGCUCAGCGAGCCGCCUGACUUCCCCUUUUGGUUCUCCCCUGGCCAGUUCACCGGCCACGUCAUCCUCUCCAAAGAUGCCACCCACGUCCGUGACUUCCGGCUCUUCGUGCCCAACCACAGGUCCCUGAACGUGGACAUGGAGUGGCUGUACGGGGCCAGCGAAAGCAGCAACAUGGAGGUGGACAUCGGCUACGUACCCCAGAUGGAGCUGGAGGCCACGGGCCCCUCGGUGCCCUCCAUGAUCUUAGAUGAAGACGGGAACAUGAUCGACAGCCGCCUGCCCUCGGGUGAGCCCCUCCAGUUCGUGUUUGAGGAGAUCGAGUGGCAGCAGGAGCUGAGCUGGGAGGAGGCUGCCCGGCGCCUGGAGGUGGCCAUGUAUCCCUUCAAGAAGGUCACCUACCUGCCGUUCGCCGAGGCCUUCGACCGAGCCCAGGCCGAGCACAAGCUGGUGCACUCGAUCCUGCUGUGGGGGGCCCUGGACGACCAGUCCUGCUGAGGUUCGGGGCGGACUCUCCGGGAGACGGUCCUGGAAAGUUCGCCCAUCCUCGCCCUCCUUAAUGAGAGCUUCAUCAGCACCUGGUCCCUGGUGAAGGAGCUGGAGGAGCUGCAGAAUAACCAGGAGAACGCGUCCCACAAGAAGCUGGCCGGCCUGCACCUGGAGAAGUACAGCUUCCCCGUGGAGAUGCUGAUCUGCCUGCCCAAUGGCACUGUGGUCCACCACAUCAAUGCCAACUACUUCCUGGACAUCACCUCCAUGAAGCCCGAGGACGUCGAGAACAACGUCUUCAGCUUCUCGUCCACCUUUGAAGACCCGUCCACGGCCACCUACAUGCAGUUCUUGAAAGAGGGACUCCGGCGUGGCCUGCCCCUGCUCCAGCCCUAGACAGCCUGCUGGGGGUGACAGGGACAGGCCCUCAUGGCCCAGAGCCAGAGUGGUCCACAGCCCAGGACACACGUCAGACUCUGCCCUACCCCGCCCCACUCGUAGGCCACCUUGUGAGUCCGAGGUCGACUGAGGGUGGCCAUCCCAGCUUUGCCCCAUGGUGGUGGUAGAUGGGGGGUACCUGGGCUGACCAGGUGGAUCAGCCUCUAGCUCUGGCUGCCACCAUCGGCCUUUCCUACCCAUCUGGCUCCAGAAGCUGCUUGGGACCCCGUCCCAGAUCGGGGCCUGGGUUAUCUCCUUGGACGUCACCUGGCCAGUCACAUAGUCCAGGCCCUUGUGAGGUGAAGAACAGGAGAGAGGAGUGGGCAGGGAACACAGGGCCACCGCUCUCUCUCUCCUUGCUUUCGCUCCCAGGCCCCAAAACAUCAGGAAGCACCGGCCAGGGGGCCAGGCUGCCCUGGCAGCAGCACUUCUAUUUGUCUAGAGCCUUCUUUCCUGGCCGUGCCCCAAGCUGUCCUCCCGUGCCUGAUGUCCCCAGCUGGGGUCAGUGUCAGCUGGAGACAGCCUUCUGGAGCCUCUGGGCAGACGCUCCUUCAGAAGUGGAGACCACGCUGCGCCCAGGCCACGCCACUCACCCAGUGCCGGGGCCCAGCGCUGAGGUCGGGACUUGCGAGGGGGGGGGGG
This is a messenger RNA of Microcebus murinus (gray mouse lemur), 1908 nucleotides long. Lineage: Eukaryota; Metazoa; Chordata; Mammalia; Primates; Cheirogaleidae. The record is from RefSeq and is a predicted model, not a curated record.